Molecule: messenger RNA, 1316 nt
Organism: Rhododendron vialii
Lineage: Eukaryota; Viridiplantae; Streptophyta; Magnoliopsida; Ericales; Ericaceae
Product: peroxidase 43
Exons: 4
Coding region: 150-1127 (325 amino acids)
Biological process (GO): hydrogen peroxide catabolic process; response to oxidative stress
Cellular component (GO): plasmodesma; plant-type cell wall
Molecular function (GO): heme binding; peroxidase activity
Source: RefSeq, a predicted model, not a curated record
CCAAAUUUGCUGGCACUCUGAGAUCAUUGAAGAGCUGCAGCACAAACUCUCUCUCUCUCUCUCUCUCUCUCUCUACAAACAAACACACAUGUACAGAGCACAAAUACAGAACUUUCCCAGUCUCUCUGUAAACAAAUAGAGUUACUAAAAUGGUAAUACAAGUACCAGUUCGUUUUGUUCUGAUUUUCAGUCAUUAUAUGAUACUUGGAAUUUCACAAGCCCAACUACAAGUUGGUUUCUACGGGAACGCAUGCCCUGACGCAGAGUCCAUUAUAACUUCCGUAGUUCGUGACGCUUCUCUCUCUAACUCCAACACCGCCGCAGUCUUGCUUCGGCUCCACUUCCAUGACUGCUUUGUUCAGGGGUGUGACGGGUCGAUACUGAUAGAUCAGAGUGGCGCAGAAAGACAUGCAUUUGGGCACCAAGGGGUUGGGGGAUUUGAAGUGAUAGAGAAAGCUAAAGCACGGUUGGAAGGAGUGUGCCCUGGUGUGGUUUCUUGUGCUGACAUUGUUGCCUUGGCUGCUAGAGAUGCCAUUGUCUUGGCUAAUGGACCGGGUUACCAAGUUCCGACCGGGCGUAGAGAUGGGCUAGUUUCAAAUGUGUCAAUGGCAGACAAUAUGCCGGAUGUGAAGGAUUCAAUUCAGCAACUCAAAGCCAAGUUUUUUGACAAGGGGCUCUCGGAGAAAGACCUUGUGGUUCUUAACGCUGCACAUACUAUUGGCACCACAGCAUGCUUCUUCAUGACCCAAAGGCUGUACAAUUUCUUUCCUGGAGGGGGUUCGGAUCCGGCCAUAAACCCCAAUUUUCUCCCGGAGUUAAAAUCUCAGUGCCCUCAAAACGGAGACAUUAAUGUCCGGAUACCGAUUGACCGCGGCAGUGGCCAGAAGUUCGACAACCAAAUUUUGCAAAACAUUCGCAACGGCUUUGCGGUGUUGGCAUCCGACGCAAGGCUCUACGAAGACGAGGGAACCAAGUCUGUUGUGGACUCGUAUUUCGGUGUCUUAGCACCGAUAUUUGGACCAGUUUUCGAGACAGAUUUUGUCAAUUCGAUGGUGAGAAUGGGCCAAAUUGGUGUGAUAACAGGAUUUGAAGGGGAGAUUAGACGUGUAUGUACAGCUUUCAAUUGAACAUCUUGUUUGUACAGCUUUCAAUUGUUGUGAUAACAUGAUGUCUUCUUUUUCUUCAUAGUCAGUUUACUUUGAUGUAAUGUAUUAGUCUGUGGUGAGCGCAAGCUGACCCAGAACAUCGUGUAUUAUCAGAAAAAUAAAUAAAUGUAUGAGCCAUUGGGUGAAGGCAGUGGAUUUAGAUUUCUAGUC